Molecule: messenger RNA, 258 nt
Organism: Acaulospora morrowiae
Lineage: Eukaryota; Fungi; Glomeromycota; Glomeromycetes; Diversisporales; Acaulosporaceae
Source: the annotation of a GenBank genome assembly
AUGUCUAGUGUUAAAAUCUCUGAACAAAAUAUCGAACUUAUUAAUUCGCCUGAUAAACCAUUAACAAAUCUAAUUGUAGAAAAAGAAUUACAGCAACAGAUUGCCGUGACUACUGGAGGUAAUAAUUCAGCUACAAUAGAUGAAAACUCAAUACAAGAUAUUGACAUUUCUAUCAAUGAUUCAUCCCCAGUUUCAGUGCAGACCAUAAUACAAUUUUACAUUGGUAUCACUUUGCUGGAAAAUAUGACAGAAGAAUAG